This is a messenger RNA of Dama dama (fallow deer), 2546 nucleotides long. RefSeq lists its product as uncharacterized. The coding region runs from base 56 to 1987 and encodes 643 amino acids. The transcript is spliced from 17 exons. NCBI's taxonomy places the organism in Eukaryota, Metazoa, Chordata, Mammalia, Artiodactyla, Cervidae. The record is from RefSeq and is a predicted model, not a curated record.
AGCCCUCAGGUCGGGGAAAUGAAUUAUUGAGGGGAAUCUGAGAGGCACAGAAGCCAUGGAGUGUGGAGAGGUGAUGGGCACAGGGGCUGCUUUGGGCCAGGGCCCCUCAGCCUCCGCAGCCCUCACUGACAACCCACAGGCCCGGUUGACCGUGGUGGUGGAAGUAGAGCAGACAAGAUCUGGCCCCAAGGAGACCUGCUGCCCUACGCUCCUUCUGGAGGGGGCCAGGAGCAUCUGCCUACUUCGGCCUGGGCCUCUGGAGAGUCAGGAACAAUGCAUCACCUUUGAUAGAGUCCUGGGUUCUGAUGCCGCUCAGGAGGCAGAGCAGGAGCUGCUAGCACGAGUCCGGCCCACACUGGGCUCCGUGGGCCGAGGGUACAGUGUGGCCCUGCUGCUUCGGGGUCGGGAAACAGAGGCGCCCCGGCUCGUGCCUCAGCUGCUACAGAUGCUGUUUGAAGAAGCUCUGCCCCUCAAGGGCUCUGACGCUAUGCUUAGCACUCUUAGCCUGGUACAGCUCAGUGCCAGUGGGAGGAGCCGGGACCUGCUGACUCCAGGGGCAGGGAACCUAUCCGUGCUGGAGGUGGCUCCUCUGGGCUUGGUGGUGGAAAAUGCCAGUGAAGUGGAGGUAUCUGACUCAAGAGCUGCUUCAGAGCUGUACUUGCGGGCUGCAUGUGGAGAAGGCAGGAGCUGCUCUCUGCUCACUGUCACCAUGUCCUGCCUGGGGCCUGACCCUCCUGAGGGGCCUGGGACCCAGGGCAUGUGGCAAGGAGCCUUGCGGAUCCUGCAGCUUCCAGGAGAAGUAGACUGUCCCCUGCUGCAGGUACUGGCUGGCAAUGUGGCUGGUGAGGAGGUGGAGGGCUCUCUGACCUGGGUUGUCUCAUGGCUUCUGGAAGGAAACAACUACAGUAGCCUCCUUCUUCGCCUGGAUCCUCAAGGCAGCCCCCUGAGCUUGUUCCAGUCUGCUUUGUUGGGGGCCGCAGGAAGGAGGAGGAAGGUGAAACACGUGAGGCCCACCCUGUGGGAUGCAGUAGAAGAGGCCCGGGCCCGCCGAGCUGGUCUGAAGAGCCUGCGAUCAGGCCUCCUUGGGGAUGCCCUGACAGACAGUGGGCUCAGCCAGCUGGGCAGGGCACUGCGGGAGCUGCAUGUGAGCAAGGUGGUAAAAGCCUGGAGCCAGCGUUGGGGAAGCUGGAUGCUCAAAGCGGUCAAAAUUGAGGCUGUGGGGCUCCCAGAACCACAGCUCCACUUCAUGGACAAGAAAACGGAGGCUCAAAAGACUAGCCACCUGCCUGAGCAGGUGACACAUUCAACAGCAAGCCCCAACCCAGGUCUCCAGAAGGAGCCUCAAGUGGCAGGAAGAACAGCAUCUAUAGGACCUGAUCUCCACCAAAUGCACCCAUUCAGGGACUCUGAGGAACAGGCCCAGCAGACCCCGGAUGUGGCCCUGCACUUCUUCCUGGCUCAGGCCCAGAGGCACAGACUGCGAGGGCAGCACCAAGCAUGGAUCCAAGAGGUGCUGAAGCACAUGGAACAGGACGACAAGGUGGUGGCGGGUGACCAGGUCAAAGGUCUGGUGGCUGAGGAGGACUCCAAGGAGAGGCAGAGAUGGCACCGGGAGCAGACAGUGCUGAGAUGUCACCUGGAGGCCCUUCAGGCAGAACGGGAUGCCGCGGAGCAGGACCUGACAGCACUCUAUGACCUACACGUGCAGGCUGCCCGGGCUCAGACAUGCCAUGUGCUGCAGGUAUUUCGAGCCUGGCGGGGGCUGUGCGAGGAGCAGGUCAUGACUACAGAGCAUCACUACCGCAGCCUGCUGGCCGGCAUCUUGCAAGACUCCAUCAGCUUGGCCACACAGAACCAGGAGCUCCAAGCCCAGAAUAAGCAACUUUGGCAGACCGGGUUGGCAGCGGUCGUGCUGGAUACCUGCCCUGAGGAGAAAUCUGGUGAUCAGGAAUCCGACAGGGGCACUUUCUUCUCUCCUCAUUUGUAAAGGUCCGAGAAGGGAGAGGAAGGUGGGACACAACAGCCAAGCUUACCUCUACUAUAGAUGAAUAAUCACAUCACUAACCAGUGUGCGUUGUGCCAGUCCCUGUUAAACGCCUAAUAUCCCUUAUUUGAUUUAGAGAUUUCCACUACCCUAUAUGGAGAUGGGCUCCAUCCCUGGGGGUCAGGAAGAUCCCCUGGAGUAGGAAAUGACGCAGAAGAGCCAGGCGGGUUACAGUCCAUGGGGUCACAAACAGUCAGACACAACUGAGUGCGUGCACACAUACACACACACUACCCUACAUUGUAGUAGGUAUCAUCUGAGCCCCAUUUCAGAGAUAAGCCUACUAAGGCUAGGAGAGGUAAGUGACUGUUCAAGGACAGUCUGCUAGUAAGUGCUGGAGCCAGAAUUAACACUCACACCUGGUUGGCUAUAGUUCUACACUGCAGGCAGUAGCGGUUCACAAGUUGGAGUGUGUGUCAGAAUCACCUAGGAAACUUACUGAAGAGAAAAAAAAAAAAGAAAUAAAGAUUCCCAAACCCCAAUCCCUGAGAUUCUGCUUCAG